AAGUAUUAUUUGCAUAGUAUUGUCGCAGAAUGAGAAACAUAGUGCUCACGUCUCUAAUAUUUCAUCCGAAGAUAGUGUUAUCUAUAAGAAUGAUACAUGAGUGUACAUUUUGAAUGUAAUAUACAGUACUACACAGUAUAAAAGACCAGACCUUUCGACGAAACAGUGUCAAACACCAAGUUGAAGUCGAAGUAUCCGGUACUCAGCAAACCAACGAAACCAAAAUGUCUCGUUUCUCUAUUGUUCUGCUGCUGUUAGCUGUAGCCUACGUCGCAGCUGACUCCAAUUCGAAAAAAUGUCCCGAGAAUGAAACAUGGAACAUAUGCGGAGAAUUGUGCGGACCGACAUGCGAUGUCCCCCGCCCGAAUCCUCGUUUCUGCCCGACAAUUGAAUGCACACCUAAUUUCACAGGCGGCUGCAGAUGUAAUAAAGGAUAUGUGAGGAACACCAAGAAGGGUAGCUGCGUUAAAGAACAACAAUGUAACAAAUCGUAGAACUACAGUUUUCAAAUUGUCCUAAGAAAUUAUGUGCCCCGCUUAUAAUGAUGAAUAAUAAAUUUUUGCAUUGAUCAUUUCGUGUUAA
Nomia melanderi (Alkali bee) is the source of this 582-nucleotide messenger RNA. Its product is annotated as chymotrypsin inhibitor-like. The record is from RefSeq and is a predicted model, not a curated record. Lineage: Eukaryota; Metazoa; Arthropoda; Insecta; Hymenoptera; Halictidae.